GAUAAUUAUAAUAACAAACUCUUGAAAACAAAGCAAAGCAUUAAAUUUAGUUCUUUUUUAUUUUGGUCAUUAGAAAAAAGAUGAAAUGUUCACUUAUGAGUUGAUACAUGCUAAAAAGGACAAAAUCAAUGUUGCUUUGGGAAUACUGGUAUUCUUGUGUUUUUGUGGACUGUCAAUAUGCUUAGUCUUAUUAUGGCAAAACAUCCAUACUUAUGAAGAACCCAUGUACCCAAAGCUAACACAAACAUCACCAUAUUGGGUUGAUCGAGCCAUUUCAUAUAGCAGAGCACUCAAACAUCAAAACCCGUCUGAUUUACGCAAACCGAAUUACAAUUCCAACGAAGACUAUGAUGUCUCUAACAAAUACAUUGUUUGCUAUUAUUCCUCACCAGAUUCAAAUGACAAAUAUGUUGAUCUCAAUUUAACAGAUUUCAACGCUUCCUUGUGUACCCAUAUAAACUUAGGAAUGUCGUUUGUUUUUAAUAACACCAUACGUUUAAGUGAUGACUUUGUCAAUGUCCUGAAGUAUAUUCCACAGAUGAAGAAGAAGUACCCCUCGUUGAAGUUAUUGCUCUGGAUUGGUGGAGGAAGUACCGCUAGCGAUGGCUUUUCGGAAAUGAUAAAAAAUCAUCAGAACCGUAAACUAUUUAUACAGUCCCUAAAAUCAAUAUUACAUACUUACAAGUUGGAUGGCUGCGAUUUGGAUUGGGAAUUUCCUAGUGCAUAUAAUCGUGAACGCAUGCAUUUUUCACAACUUCUUUACGAGAUACGCCAGGAGUAUAAAAGAGAAAAGAGUUCGUACUUGCUGUCAGUUGCCGUUGCUGCUCCAGAAGGGAUAGCGUUAUUUUCUUACGAUGUGGGCGAAAUAAACAAAUACGCUGACUAUGUUAAUAUAAUGACGUACGAUUACCAUUUCUAUACCAAGGGAGCACCAUUUACUGGUUUAAAUGCGCCACUAUACGCCAGAAAAAAUGAACAUUCCAUAUUGGCAACAUUAAACAUAAAUUACUCAGUGAAUUGGUGGAUAACUAAUGGACUUGAAAGAAAGAAAAUUGUAAUUGGAUUGCCAGCAUACGGUCAUUCCUAUAGCUUAGUCAAUCCCUUCAAUACGAAGAUAGGAGCCCCUGCUUCGGAUUAUGGACAUACGGGCAAUCAAGGCUUUGUGUCGGCUGGAGAGACAUGUUGGUUUCUUCUGAAUAAUAUACUAAGUUGUAAUAAAUAUGACAACGAUACGUGUUCCCCCUAUGUAAGCAGCGGAUCAGAGUGGAUAUCAUUUGAAAACGAAUUAAGCAUUACAUGCAAAGCAAAUUAUAUUAAGAGCAUGCAGUUGGGUGGUGCAAUGCUUUUUUCAUUAAACACUGACGACUUUAGUGGCUAUUGUAAAAAUGGCAAAUAUCCACUGCUACGGACUAUAUACAAUGUACUGAUGAGCUAAAACAAUUUCACUACGCAAAAGUUUCUUUAAUUUGAGUAGCAUAUUGAGGUGGUGGUCUUGUGGUGCAUAAUAGAUUUUCUGUGAUUUUCCCCUAAAUUGUACUUUAGCCUUGGUUUGCUUAUUAAGGUAGAUCGAGAUUUUGAGUACUUUUAUUGUUUUUCCCUCAAGGGAAAAAUUUUUUCUUGUUUUUUUU
This is a messenger RNA of Stomoxys calcitrans (stable fly), 1628 nucleotides long. RefSeq names its product acidic mammalian chitinase (gene Cht11). The transcript is spliced from 4 exons. Bases 86 to 1435 code for a protein of 449 amino acids. Gene Ontology annotation, cellular component: extracellular region. Gene Ontology annotation, molecular function: chitin binding; chitinase activity. Gene Ontology annotation, biological process: carbohydrate metabolic process; chitin catabolic process. The record is from RefSeq and is a predicted model, not a curated record. Lineage: Eukaryota; Metazoa; Arthropoda; Insecta; Diptera; Muscidae.